Molecule: messenger RNA, 1410 nt
Organism: Pediculus humanus corporis (human body louse)
Lineage: Eukaryota; Metazoa; Arthropoda; Insecta; Psocodea; Pediculidae
Exons: 5
Coding region: 1-1410 (469 amino acids)
Biological process (GO): ubiquitin-dependent protein catabolic process via the multivesicular body sorting pathway
Cellular component (GO): ESCRT I complex
Molecular function (GO): ubiquitin binding
Source: RefSeq, a predicted model, not a curated record
AUGCUUCAACACAGUUUAAAAAAUGAAAAGUUACAACCGAAUACUUUUAUCGAUGGAAUUAAUGUUAAGAUUACAGAGCAAUAUAAACCACCGAGAAAAAUAAUUUUGCCUGUAAGUUGUCAAAACAGUUGUCCAGGGGAAGAACUCUUUGCAGAUUACGACUUUAAAUUGGAGCAAAAUAUAUUAAACAAAUUGGUAGAAUGGAGAAGUGCAAGGAGAGAAGAAGUGCUUAACAGAAAAGAAAGACUUAAAGCACCUAAAAAAGUAUGUGAAGAACAUUUUAAUAAUGUAUCUAUUGAUUCAACCCAAACUGAAGGAGUGAAGCAGACAGAUAGUCUAAAAAAUUAUAAUUUUAUCGAUUCUGUUUUGACUCCGACUUGUGCUAAAUUAAGUUCUCCCUCUGAUGAGUCAGUUUCCUCACAUAUUAAUUUAUCAGAUUUUGAAUCUGACAAUUCAAGUCCUUUUGAUAAUAUGGAAUUAAAAACUAUAAAUGAUAUGGAGGUUUUAGCAAGUAUUUUAUCAGCAAAUAAUAUGGAACAAUCAUUAAAUAACAAUAACAGCAUAAUUGAUAAAGAUGUAGGUAAAAAUUGUUUAGUAUUGAAUAAUAAAAUUAGCGAGUGGGGUUGUAUGCCUUUAAAUGGGUACAAUAAUAUUACUUAUUCUAACUUGGAUUACAAUAAUUCAGUGCUUUCUUCACAUCAUAAAGACUUUAAUCAGUUUGGUUUCUAUCCAAAUAGUGAACAUAAUCAAAUUAGUAAUUAUGGGCUUAAUGAUUUUUCAAAUCAAUUUGAGGUUGCUGUUGCUUUGGAUCAGGGGUCUACAAAUGCCAGCAAACCAGAGCCAAAAAUUUUAGAAAAAAAUAAGAAAGUCUCAAUGGAUACAGUAGGGAAAAAUGAGGAAAACUCAAAAUGUGUUCAUGAUAUUAUUUCUGAAGUGGAAAUGGAAUUAAAGGAAAGCAAAGAAAGAGAAAAAGAAAAUAAAAGAAAGCAUAAAUUAGAUAAUGAGGGGCACUUAGAAAGCUGUCAAAGAACGGAAAAAAAUAGUGCCUUAAGCAAACUGCCUGAUCCUACCCUAAAAUUAAAUCCUUCUUCUCAAAAACUUGCACAAUACAUAAGUGAAAUGGGAUUCCCACUGGCGAGAGUGUCAAGAGCUUGCGAAAUGUUUCAAAAUAAUGAUAGAAAGAUAAUUGAGUUUUUAGUUCAAGUUCAGAGUUUAGAAGAUAAAAAAUAUCCCGGUGAUUUAGUAGAAAAAGCCUUGGUGAUCAAUAAUUUUAAAAUAAAUGAAAGUUUAAAAUACAUAGAAGCAAUGAUGGUGCUAUUAGAUUUAGGUUUCGAUGAAGAUAAAGCAGAAGAAGCAUUAAUUGCGAGCGGUAGCGAUAGAGAUAAAGCCCUAGACAUGUUAAUUUCAUAA